AAAAGAGGAGGCGUAGGGGCGGCGGUGGGAGGAGGAGGAGGAGGAGGAGGGAGACGGCUGAGAUCCGUCGAGAUCGGGGGGCCACAGAGAUGAUGCGGAUGCGGCGGUCAGGGUCCGACGACGGAUCGAGCCGCGGGUCGGCGGAGGAGGCGGCGGCGGGGGCUAGGGAGGUGGGCGGAGAAUGGGAGAUGAGGCCCGGCGGGAUGCUGGUCCAGAGGCGCGGGUGGGAUCCAGGGGCCCCGCCGCCGGAGAUGCGCCUCCGGAUCUCGUACGGCUCUGCCAGGUUCGAGGUCUCGGUCUGCUCCCUUGCCACCUUCCGGGAGUUGAAGAAGAUUCUGACGGCGGACACGGGGCUGCAGCCGGCGGAGCAGAGGCUGUUCUACAAGGGGAAGGAGAGGGGGGACGGCGAGUUCCUCGACGUCUGCGGCGUAAAGAACCGAUCGAAGGUGGUACUGACGGAGGAUCCGACGAGCUUGGAGAGGCGAUACGUGGAGAUGCGGAAGAACGCGAGGAUCCAAAGCGCUCAACGUGCCAUCUCUGCCGAGUCCAUGGAGGUGGACAAGUUGGCCGAUCAGGUUACUACCAUUGAGAAGUCCAUUACUGAAAGGAAUAAGGUGGCGGAAGUACAGAUCACCACAUUAAUAGAGCUGCUCAUGAGACAAGCAGUCAAACUAGAUAGCAUCCACACAGAGGGAGACGCUUCUUCCCAGAAAAAUUUACAGGCAAAGAGGGUGCAAAAAUGUGUUGAGACUCUGGAUCUCCUCAAGAUUAGGAACGGCAGAUUGAAGCCUGUAGUCGUCACUACAAAGUGGGAGACUUUCGAUCCUCCAACUACGACAACACAAUGGGAAUAUUUCGACUGAAACAUCCUGUCCAGUUUUGCCUAUUCUUCUUUCAUUCUUUUAUGUGCUUCUUAGCUAAUAGAUGAUGGACAAGCUAAAUGUACUUAUUAUGUCUUCGAUCAGUUGAUGAUUAGCUCAAUAAAAGUACUCCUGGAAUUCCAGGUUGAUCA
Molecule: messenger RNA, 1012 nt
Organism: Musa acuminata AAA Group (dessert banana)
Lineage: Eukaryota; Viridiplantae; Streptophyta; Magnoliopsida; Zingiberales; Musaceae
Product: BAG family molecular chaperone regulator 1-like
Exons: 4
Coding region: 90-863 (257 amino acids)
Biological process (GO): protein stabilization
Cellular component (GO): cytoplasm
Molecular function (GO): protein-folding chaperone binding; adenyl-nucleotide exchange factor activity
Source: RefSeq, a predicted model, not a curated record